AUGUCGGCUCCCGCCGGGCCCCGGGGCGGCCCUGCGCCUCCCCAGCCGCCUCCGCCGCAGGCCGAGACGCCCGACCUCAGCCACCUCACCGAGGAAGAGAGGAAGAUCAUCCAGGCCGUCAUGGACCGCCAGAAGAAGGAAGAGGAGAAGGAGCAGUCCGUGCUCAAGAAAUUACAUCAACAGUUUGAAAUGUAUAAAGAGCAGGUCAAAAAGAUGGGUGAAGAAUCGCAGCAGCAGCUGGAGCAGAAGGGUGAUGCUCCAACCUGUGGUAUUUGCCACAAAACAAAAUUUGCCGAUGGCUGUGGCCAUAAUUGUUCAUAUUGCCAAACGAAAUUCUGUGCACGUUGUGGGGGAAGAGUGUCUUUACGCUCAAGCAAGGAGGAUAAAGUGGUAAUGUGGGUAUGUAACUUGUGCCGAAAACAACAAGAAAUCCUCACAAAAUCUGGAGCUUGGUUUUAUAGCAGUGGAACAAAUACACCCCAGAAGUCUGAUCAAGAAGGUUUUAGAGUGCUGCGGAACGAAGAAGCACCUAAGGAGAAAAUAGCAAAGCUACAAGAACAAUCUGUAUCAGCAUUGGACCGAGGCAGAUCUCAAGGGCUCACAAGGCAAGACUCCAUCAACGGCUCAGGAGGGAAGCAUCAGGUGCCAGGUGACACGGCAGACAGAAAAAGAAGCCCAUCAGUAUCCAGAGAUCAGAAUAGAAGGUACAGCCAACGGGAGGAGAGAGACGACUAUUCACAGAAUGCAACAUCAGACAGUGCAAUGCCAAGGUCACCAUCAGAUUAUACAGACAGGCGAUCACAGCGCGGGUCUCAGUUAUAUGAAGAACCUGAACUUGAUGACUACAGAGAUUCUAACAGGAGAAGUCGCAGGCGUUCAAGGGAAUACCCUUUAGAAGAAGAUGUGCAGAACAGAGAGGAAUAUGAGAGGCAGCGGCAGGAAGAAGAGUAUCAGGCACGAUACCGAAGUGAUCCUAACUUGGCUCGCUAUCCUGUCAAACCACAACCAUAUGAGGAACAAAUGCGCAUUCAUGCUGAAGUGUCUCGAGCACGUCAUGAACGAAGGCACAGUGAUGUGUCUUUGGCAAAUACUGAACUGGAAGAUUCCCGGAUAUCUAUGAUAAGAAUGGAGCGGCCAUCAAGGCAAAGGUCUGCAUCUGAACGCAGAGCUGCCAUGGACCAACGUUCAUAUUCAAUGGAAAGAACUCAGGGACCAAGUCCCAAUCGACAGCGGACCACAAAUCACAGCCCUCCAACACCUAGGAGGAGUCCAAUUCCUUUUGAUAGGCCAGAUUUGAGGCGGACUGAUUCAUUAAGAAAACAGCACCAUUUGGAUCCCAGUUCAGCUGUACGAAAAACAAAACGUGAAAAAAUGGAAACAAUGUUAAGGAAUGAUUCUCUAAGUUCUGACCAAUCUGAAUCAGUUAGGCCUCCACCCCCAAAGCCUCAUAAAACAAAAAAGGGGGGUAAAAUGCGUCAGGUUUCACUGAGCAGCUCAGAAGAAGAGUUGGCCUCUACUCCAGAAUAUACCAGCUGUGAUGAUGUAGAAAUUGAAAGUGAAAGUGUUAGUGAGAAAGUCUAUCACUUUUUGCCAGGGGACAAUCAAAGGGGAAAAAGAAAAACUAGUGAGCAGGCAGUUUUGUCGGACUCUAACACCUUAUCUGAAAGACAAAAGAAAAUGGUGUGCUUUGGUGGCCACUCUUUGGAAGAGGACUUGGAAUGGUCUGAACCUCAGAUUAAAGAUUCUGGGGUAGACACGUGUAGUAGCACGACUUUAAAUGAAGAGCAUAGCCAUAUUGAAAAGCAUCCUGUGACAUGGCAGCCAUCCAAAGAUGGAGACCGUUUAAUUGGCCGGAUUUUGUUAAACAAACGACUAAAAGAUGGAAGUGUGCCUAGAGAUUCAGGAGCAAUGCUUGGACUGAAGGUUGUAGGAGGAAAAAUGACUGAAUCAGGACGGCUCUGUGCAUUUAUCACCAAAGUCAAAAAAGGAAGUUUAGCUGAUACAGUGGGACACCUUAGGCCAGGUGAUGAAGUAUUAGAAUGGAAUGGAAGGCUUUUGCAAGGAGCCACCUUUGAAGAAGUGUACAAUAUUAUUCUAGAAUCUAAACCAGAGCCACAAGUGGAACUUGUAGUCUCAAGGCCAAUUGGAGACAUUCCUAGAAUACCAGACAGUACACAUGCACAAUUGGAGUCCAGUUCUAGCUCUUUUGAAUCUCAAAAAAUGGACCGGCCUUCUAUUUCAGUCACUUCCCCAAUGAGUCCCGGCAAGUUGAGGGAUGUUCCACAGUUCUUGUCUGGACAACUUUCAAGCCAAAGCCUUAGUAGAAGAACAACGCCUUUUGUUCCUAGGGUUCAGAUAAAAUUGUGGUAUGACAAGGUUGGUCAUCAGUUGAUAGUCACAAUAUUGGGAGCAAAGGAUCUUCCUUCAAGGGAAGACGGAAGGCCAAGAAAUCCUUAUGUUAAAAUUUACUUUCUUCCUGACAGAAGUGAUAAGAACAAAAGAAGAACAAAAACAGUAAAGAAAACUUUGGAACCCAAAUGGAACCAAACAUUCAUUUAUUCUCCAGUUCAUCGGAGAGAAUUUCGAGAACGAAUGUUGGAAAUUACUCUUUGGGACCAAGCACGUGUUCGCGAGGAGGAAAGUGAAUUUUUAGGGGAGAUUCUUAUUGAAUUAGAGACAGCAUUGCUGGAUGAUGAGCCUCACUGGUACAAACUUCAGACACAUGAUGUCUCUUCAUUGCCACUUCCCCACCCUUCACCAUACUUGCCACGCAGACAGCUGCACGGAGAGAGUCCCACACGAAGACUGCAAAGGUCCAAACGAAUAAGUGAUAGUGAAGUCUCGGACUACGAUUGUGAUGAUGGAAUAGGAGUAGUAUCAGAUUACCGACAUAAUGGAAGAGAUCUUCAAAGCUCAACACUAUCAGUGCCAGAACAAGUGAUGUCAUCCAAUCACUGCUCUCGGUCAGGGUCCCCACACCGUGGAGACAGUAUAGGACGGACCAGGUCAUGGUCUCCCAGUGUCCCUCCUUUACCAAGUAGGAAUGUGGAACAGGGGUCUCGAGGGACCCGAUCUACUCCUGCACAUUACAAUACCAUGAACCGAAUGGAUAGACAUCGAAUAAUGGAUGACCACAACUCCCCAGACAGAGAGAGUCAUUAUCACACUCUGCCUUGGUCCCAACACACUCAGUCCAUUGGCUACCAUCAUAGAGAUGCCAGCAAGGAUCGCUCAAUGUAUCCUAUCUUUUGUGAAGAUGCAAUCAGAUUACUUCGAUCCCGUACGAUGUGCCGUACCUAUUCUGAGGGUGCUUACUAUGAAUUUGAGAGGAGGAGUAGGCAGGAGGGAAGAGUGCCUAAAACAUAUUUUGAUGACACUGAUACUUCCCCCACUCCUGAAAGGUAUUACAAUGGUGCACGUUCAUGGGCAGAUCAUGUAGUCAAUGGUUCAGCUGAAAAUUACGGCAAAUUCCAAAUAGAUAAUAGAAGAAUAGCAUAUCCAAGGAUUGAAAUACAGCAACCUUCCACAGAUACUGACAGAAGUGAAUCAGUGGAUGUUUUGGCAGAUCAAGCUUCCUAUUCAGAAAGUGAAUGUAUAGAACCAGAAGAAAACAUGAGGAAAUGGGAACCUAGACUACCAUAUCAAAGAUCCAGAUCAACAGAACAACGUCCUGUGCUAGAGCGGCCCAGCCCCCGCUCUCGAUCCACUGAGCGUCCUGACUCAAACCUCAUGAGAUCGAUGCCUUCAUUAAUGACUGGAAGAUCUGCCCCUCCCUCACCUGCCUUAUCGAGGUCUCAUGCUCGUACGGGGUCUGUCCAAACAAGCCCAUCAGGUACUCCAGUAGCAGGACGCAGGGGGAGACAGUUGCCACAACUUCCACCAAAGGGGACACUGGAGAGAAAAGUUACAUGGGAAGACCAGCAGAAAAAGGUGAAUGGUACAAUAACUGAUGACAAAUCAUUGCCGAAAAAGAAACAUCAUACUGAGCCAGAAGAAGUGGAUUCAUCAUGGAGAAGAAACCCAGUGCCAGAGAAUGGGGAUGAAGGUGCUAUAGACGUAGAAGAGAGAAAUCGCCAAAUGAAAAUGAACAAGUACAAACAGGUAGCAGGAUCAGAUUCGAGGCUGGAGCAAGAUUAUCAUUCUAAGUAUCGGUCAGGGCGAGAUCCUCAACGAGGCUCUGACAACGUCUCCAACAAGUCUUCCGACAGUGAUGUGAGUGAUGUGUCAGCAGUAUCAAGGACCAGUAGCGCAUCUCGCUUCAGCAGCACCAGCUACAUGUCUGUUCAAUCAGAACGACCGAGAGGGAACAAGAAAAUUAGAAAAUCAAAUGAGGAAAGAAAAGAGGUAGGGGAGGAAGGGGAGGAGGAAAUAUUUCUUGAGGAGGAGGUAUUUGUUGAGGAGAAUCAAGAAGAGAAAGAGGUGGAGAAUCAGGAAGUUGAGGAAACAGUAAAGGAUGAACAAGUUGGUGAAAAGGGGGGAAAGGAAGGGGAAGAGGAGGCAGAAAAAUGUGAGAAAGAGGAAAACAAGGAACCAGAAGAAGAUGAAAGGGUUCAAGAUGAUCAAACUGAGGAAACAGCAAAAACAAGCGAUAAAGAGGACUUUCAAACGAGAUCCUCACAAGAUGAUCUCAGUGUCUUUACAUCCAAAAUGCAAAGCAGACAGAUGGGCGCUUCCGGAAAGAACAUAACUAAGAGCACCAGCAUCAGUGGGGAGAUGUACAUGCUUGAGAAGAAUGACGGCAGCCAGUCAGACACAGCGGUGGGCACUGUGGCUACAGGAGGCAAAAAGCGGCGCUCCAGCAUUGGUGCAAAGAUGGUAGCCAUUGUGGGUCUUUCACGGAAAAGCAGAAGUACCUCACAGCUCAGCCAAACUGAAGCAGGUGGGAAAAAGUUAAAGAGCACAGUCCAGAGAAGCACAGAAACUGGUUUGGCUGUGGAAAUGAGAAACUGGAUGACACGUCAAGCCAGCCGGGAAUCUACAGAUGGCAGCAUGAACAGUUACAGCUCUGAGGGGAAUUUGAUCUUUCCUGGUGUGCGGUUGGGUGCAGACAGCCAGUUUAGUGACUUUCUCGAUGGACUUGGUCCUGCACAGCUUGUUGGUCGUCAAACCCUGGCAACGCCAGCGAUGGGUGAUAUCCAGGUUGGAAUGAUGGACAAAAAGGGACAAUUGGAGGUGGAAAUAAUACGAGCUCGAGGCCUUGUUGUAAAACCAGGUUCAAAGACACUGCCAGCACCGUAUGUAAAGGUGUAUCUAUUAGAAAAUGGAGUCUGUAUAGCCAAAAAGAAAACAAAGGUGGCAAGAAAAACGCUGGAACCUCUUUACCAGCAGCUGUUGUCAUUUGAAGAGAGUCCCCAAGGGAAAGUUUUACAGAUUAUCGUGUGGGGAGAUUAUGGACGUAUGGAUCACAAAUCCUUUAUGGGAGUGGCACAGAUACUUUUAGACGAACUGGACCUGUCCAAUAUGGUGAUUGGCUGGUUCAAACUGUUUCCCCCUUCAUCCUUAGUAGAUCCAACGUUGGCCCCUCUUACAAGAAGGGCUUCCCAGUCGUCUCUUGAAAGUUCAACGGGACCUUCUUACUCUCGCUCAUAGCAGCUGUGAAACUGGUGUCAUAACAACCAGCGUUACAAAAAUUUUAAAAAAUUAACAGGUCGCAAACCCUGGUAACACUGCAUGCUUAAUGUUGUGUCUUCGGAGCCUGUUUCUAGGGCUGUAACGCGAUCCUGUGUUCUCAGAGGAAGUUGCACACAUUGUGCUCUAAAGGAAGUCCUCAGGUGAAGGAGUGGAGCUGGAAGAACGGAAUGGUUUGGAGUUCAGUGACACUCAAGUUUUAGUCCAAUCUGAAGCCAUGGAUUAAACUAAAAAAAACAAGCUGUCUCAUGCAACAAGAGUCCCUUUCAAUGGCACAUUGAUUUUCUUGCUCCCUUUUCUUUAUCUGCCCCUUCUCCCCAUCCUCCACCCACACCCCACCCAAGCCUGGUUAUGCCACAGACCGUGGAGCUACUCAAAGAAGCCAUUCUGCAAGUCAAUGGAAAGAUGGAAGAAAAGAGGGCCAUUAGGGGAAAACCAGCUGUCAUUACAGUUGCUCAAAAGUAGAGGAAACUCUCCUUAUAGAAAGGUUGAAGACUUACGGCGGCAGACUUCGUAACUCCAGCUACUGCUAGAGUCAAAUCCAGUGUGUGGACUCUGAAAAAAAAUUCUGUGGCUAUACUGUACUGUAUGAAAUUAAACUUUUUUGCAUGGACACAGAUUAUGCUGAACACUUAAAAUUAUUUUCUUGGGGCUGCAACUUGCAAAAAAAAGAAUAAAUCAGCCAUUUUCAACAAUUUAUAUUAUUUUUAAAAAUAAAUUUCACUAGUGCAUGGUUUUAAAAGGGAGAGAAUGCAACAGAGUGAUAAGACGCACCACGUUUCUCAUUCUUUAAACCAAUUAUGGUCUGUGUUUUUGCAGACAUAAAUGAAAAAUUAAUAAUUUCUAGCAAAUAUUUAAAAAUUAUGUUUAUGUGACAAGAAAUAAGUGUAAUAUAUUAAAUUUAUUUAAAUGUAAAAGGUACAAGCCUUGUAAAGUUCAACAAUAUGUUCAAAACUGUACAAUUCUUUUCCCCUUCUUGUCUGAUCCUCCCUCCUUUUGCCCUCUCAUUUCCUUCCUACCUCCCAGGAUAAUCAUUAUACUCUGAAACAAAUACUUUUUGACUUACUACGCUCAUGCCCCACAUUUGGUUCAGGGUUGCAGAUAAAUCUGCAUUUCUGAAUUCUUUGAAGAAAACUAUUGUUUAAGAACUUUUUUCAAGCAUGUUGAAAAGUAUUUUGCAACAUGGCUUGGGGAGUACAUUACAAUAAUUCAGCAUGUAUUUGAUAAAAAAAAUUGAACUUUUUGCAGUUGAUUGUACAGUGCAUGGAAACUUUUUUUUUCUCACCUUCAAAUUAAAUUCUACAGCAAAAUACUGGAAUCAUGUGGCCCAUUUGUAAAAUGUCUUCAAUAAAUUUGUUUUCAGCACCAGCAUCAUUCAUUCAAAGGUUGAACUAUUAUUUCUGGAAGGUCUUGAAGAAAUGGCAACAGUCUUACUAAAUUUCGGCAUCUUACCCGUUUCACU
This is a messenger RNA of Euleptes europaea (tarantolino), 7090 nucleotides long. It is a transcript of the gene RIMS2, whose product is annotated as regulating synaptic membrane exocytosis 2. The record is from RefSeq and is a predicted model, not a curated record. Gene Ontology annotation, molecular function: transmembrane transporter binding; small GTPase binding. Gene Ontology annotation, cellular component: presynaptic membrane; cytoskeleton of presynaptic active zone. The transcript is spliced from 39 exons. The coding region runs from base 1 to 5589 and encodes 1862 amino acids. Gene Ontology annotation, biological process: calcium ion-regulated exocytosis of neurotransmitter; positive regulation of synaptic transmission; regulation of membrane potential. NCBI's taxonomy places the organism in Eukaryota, Metazoa, Chordata, Lepidosauria, Squamata, Sphaerodactylidae.